Osmerus eperlanus (European smelt) is the source of this 2483-nucleotide messenger RNA. RefSeq names its product N-glycanase 1 (gene ngly1). The record is from RefSeq and is a predicted model, not a curated record. Gene Ontology annotation, molecular function: peptide-N4-(N-acetyl-beta-glucosaminyl)asparagine amidase activity. The coding region runs from base 65 to 1969 and encodes 634 amino acids. Gene Ontology annotation, biological process: glycoprotein catabolic process; protein deglycosylation; protein quality control for misfolded or incompletely synthesized proteins. The transcript is spliced from 12 exons. Gene Ontology annotation, cellular component: cytosol; cytoplasm; nucleus. NCBI's taxonomy places the organism in Eukaryota, Metazoa, Chordata, Actinopteri, Osmeriformes, Osmeridae.
UGAGUCAGAGGGGACUUUCAACUGUGCUUUUUUCUCCGUUUAGACUAGAUAUCUCAGAUACAGUAUGGCUGGAUCGCAAGGAGUCUCCACGUUAUGCGAAAAUACUAACGAAGUAUUCUUGGACGUAGCCAAGUUGUUAAUAACGUAUGCUGACAACAUAAUUAGAAAUCCAGAUGAAGACAAAUACAGAUCGAUUCGUAUUGAAAAUCGUACAUUCUCCACUAAACUUUUGCCCAUCAGAGGUGCAGUGGAAUGUCUUUUCGAAAUGGGGUUUGAAGAGGCUGAAACUCACCUGGUGUUUCCCAAGUCUGCGUCAGUGGAACAGUUAAAGCAAAUACGGGAAACCAUUGCCGCUGAGCGGGACCAGAGACUAAGAGCAAGGCAGCCCACUCCGUCUCCUCAGACAAACAGUGCACCUGCCUCUGCACAGGGUGGCCCUGUGGCGCCCAGUCAACCAUCUACACAUGUUCCAAUACAAGCACAGUCCUUGGAGAACAGUAUGAGUUUCCUCAGAACCCUUCAAGCUAACUUCCAGCAUGUGAUGUUGUAUGAGAACCCUGAGCUGCAGAUCAAGGCCCGGACCUGCAUACCACACCAGCAGCUGUCUUCCACUGCCAAGGAGAAGUUACAGCAGGCCAUACAGGAAGAUCCAGAGUGCAAUUUGAGAGAAGAUGACCUACUGACUCUGGAGCUGCUUCGCUGGUUCAAACAGGAGUUUUUCACCUGGGUCGACUGCCUUCCCUGUAGUCGAUGUGGAGGUCAGACCCAGUCUUCUGGGGCUCUAGCCCCAUCUGCUGAUGACCUGCGCUGGGGGGCUCAGCGUGUGGAGAACCACUUCUGUCCUGCCUGCCAGCUGUCCACCAGGUUCCCCAGGUAUAAUAAUCCUGAGAAACUGCUGGAGACCAGGAGGGGUCGCUGUGGCGAGUGGGCCAACUGUUUCACCCUGUGCUGCAGGGCCAUAGGCCUGGAGGCCAGAUAUAUUUGGGACAGCACAGACCAUGUGUGGACAGAGGUGUACUCUAUCUCCCAGCACCGCUGGCUCCACUGUGACUCCUGUGAGAAUGCCUGCGACAAGCCUCUGCUGUAUGAGAUUGGCUGGGGGAAGAAACUGUCCUAUGUUCUUGCUUUCUCAAAGGACCAGGUGAUUGACGUGACCUGGAGGUAUUCCUGUAAGCAUCGGGAAGUCCUAUCAAGGCGGACUCAGGUCCAGGAACCCUGGCUGCUACACACCUUAAAUGGGCUCAAUGCUGUGAAGCAGCAGUCCCUUAGCCCAGACAGGAAGAAGGAGCUGAUAGACAGGCUACUAGUGGAGCUGGUGGAGUUUAUAUCUCCUAAGACCCCCAAACCAGGAGAUCUGGGGGGACGCAACUCUGGAUCACUGGCCUGGAGAUUAGCCCGAGGAGAGGUUGGAGCACGGCCCCCCCCACAGGCUCCAGGGUUUGUGUUCGUUCCCACUGAGAGAGAGAAGAGUGGGAGGAUAUUCCACCUCCGCUACAAUGCAACAAAGGACCGGUACUGCCGGGUGUCCAAUGGCGACGAGGACAUACCAGGCUGGGAAAAGGGUGUGUGGAAGAAGGAGUCUGUUUUCAGGAAGGUGGAGAACGACUGGCAAAUGGUCUACAUCGCUAGAACGGAGAGCUCUGCCUCAGGAAGCGUGAGCUGGAAGCUUGACUGUGCCCCAGUGGGGAUGAAGAUAAAGACAGUCUCUGUCAGAGCGUGUAGCCAGACCUUUCACUCAGGGAGGGUCUGCUGGAGCCUGCGCUCAGGCCAGAACAUCACAGAGUUCUCUGGAGACGGUGAGAUGCUUUCGGUUGCAAGUCUCUCCGGCUCUACUGAACUGGUCGUGGAAGCAGAGCUCAGUGGCGGGGAAGGAGAGUCGUCAUGGCAACACACCCAGCUGUUCAGACGGAGUUUGAAGGAACUGGAGGAAUCCUCUUUUGAAAUCCUCAUAGACCUAGAGAAUGCUUGAUGGUGGAGACUUGGUGUAUAGUCUGAAACUGUUUUUUUUUUUGUGGAUGUAUAGGUUAUUUUUGCAACACUUACACCAGAAUAUUUAUGUGGUCUUUGUGUAGAAUGUAUUAGUAGUAGGUAUGAUCAAUUAAAAAUUAUGCUGUUUGGUUUUAACUUAUAUAUGCCAGUAAUGGUAAACGGCAUGACCCAGGGUCAUACCUAACUUAUGUUAUAAGCCACAGACAAACGCAUCUUGUAAAAUCAUGUAUCAAGUAAAAAGGUUAAAAGACAAUAAUGAGGAAACAAAAUUAUAUGGGGUCGUCAGCUGUUAUAAUUCAUGGUGUCUUUUAUCAUGUUAUUUUUCAUGGUGUCUUUUAUCAUGUUAUUAUACACCACUAAGCAGUGUCUAAUGUUGACCUUGCAUGUGUGGUGCAUGAUACCUCAAAUUCACUUCGAAUUGCGCCAUCCAUGACAUAAAAUAUAUCAUUUCUCUUCGUGUACCCAAUGUGCAAUAAAGGUCAUUUUUGCUACUA